AAAUCAUCCCUACCCUUUAAUAAGAAAUUCAGUUCAGGGAGCUAAGAUCUAAAAAUUUACGGACCUACGGAGCAUGCUCAGUGGGAAAAAAAUGGUCCAAACCAACAUUUCUUUUAGCAGAGAGUUAAAAAAGAAAAAAACUUCCAAGAUGAGUUGGGGAUGCGGAAGGGGAAGGGGUGCUAAAGCUAGUAUUAAAUUAUAAUUUAUUAUAUAUAUCAUAUUUGAUAUUUUAUUACUAAUUCCAUAUGGUGAUAAUUUAUUUGAUUAUGAACAGAUAACUUUUCCCUUUUGCUUUCAUUAGUCACCUAGAUAAUCGAUUUAGCUUUCUGAGUCUACAACAGAUGAGAUGAGGCUGCUUUAUCGGGCUCAGGAGAUUUCUUUCAUUAGUCAAUGGUUGGGCUCGUUCUAGCAAAUAUUCUCAUGCUAUCAUAGCCCUUUCUAUGGCUUGUGAAUCCCCUACUCAUCUUCUUCUCCAUUCCAUGGCUUGUGAAUCCCCUACUCAUCUUCUUCUCCACCACCUUUGCUGGCUUUGACGCCCCAAAGGCAAUCUCCAUGGCUGCUGCAAACGGAGUCGAUUGGUUACUCUUCGGCUCAGAAUUCUCAUAAGCGUUCCCAUCGAAAAUACACAGAAUCUCGAGAAACCUAUCGAUUGGUUACUCUUCAGCUCAGAAUUCUCAUAAGCGUUCCCAUCGAAAAUACACAGAAUCUCGAGAAACCUAUCGACGUUCUACAGAGAUUUACCUUUGGAAUCUGGACGCUGCAUUGGCCUCUUCGCCAACCAACUCUUCCGGCUGCCCUUCUUGCCAAAAUUGGCUCCUUUGCCCAAUGUGGCCACUGCUUCAACAUUGUCUUUGUUCCUUUAGAUUUUCCCCUUCUACUUUUUUUGGGUUAGACAUAUUCUUGCCGGCAAAGUCAAAGCAGCAUCGUGGCCACCAUCCUCUACUUUACUAGUAAUUUAUUUAAUUAUAAAUUGAGAAGUGUUAGGUCCUAUUGGGGUUCACUCUCUUUCUAAUCAGGGAGGCGGCGGCACUCUGAGAAAAGUAGAAUGGGACCCGAAGAUCAGGCGAACCAGCUUCCUCAAGUGUUGGUUCUAGGUCCGCCUCCGGUAUUCCCAUAUCUGGAAUCCCAAUUCCCAAACAGAUUCCAUUUCCUAAAACCAUGGCUUUCCCAUCUCCCUCUAACCCAAUUCCUUAUCUCUUAUGCCCAAUCCGCCACAGCCUUACUUAUCCGAGGCGGUGGAACUGUCCAACUCACAUCCGCCAUUCUCGACUGCCUCCCCUCGCUCCAGCUCGUGGUCACUGCCAGCGUAGGUGUCGAUCACUUGGAUUUGCCGGAAUUACGCCGGCGUGGGUUGGCUAUUGCCUAUGCAGGAAAUGUGUUCACUGAAGAUGUCGCCGAUAUGGCGAUUGGAUUACUAAUCGACGUUCUUAGGAAAGUGUCGGCGGGAGAUCGGUUCGUGAGGCAAGGGCUUUGGUCAACGAAAGGGGAUUUUCCUCUCGGAUUAAAGUUGAGCAGCAAGCGAAUUGGAAUCGUUGGAUUGGGGAAAAUAGGCUCUGAAGUUGCUAAAAGGCUGGAGGGUUUUGGCUGCAAAGUCUCAUAUUACUCGAGGAUCAAAAAGUCAAUGGCUCCAUAUUCCUACUAUUCCAAUGUAUAUGAGCUUGCAGCCAACUGUGAAGUACUCAUAAUUUGUUGUGCGUUGACUGAGGAAACCCACCAUAUAAUCAACAAGGAGGUGAUGGUUGCAUUAGGAAAAGAUGGAGUGAUUGUCAAUAUUGGUCGUGGUGCGAUCAUCAACGAGAAGGAGAUGAUUCGGUGUUUGAUUGAAGGGGAGAUUGGUGGAGCUGGGCUGGAUGUGUUUGAGAAUGAACCCAGAAUUCCUGAAGAGCUCUUUCAUCUUGAUAAUGUUGUAUUGACACCGCAUGUUGCUGUCGGAACAUAUGAAUCUCGAAUGGAAUUGUCUAAGUUGAUGGUGGAGAACUUAGAGACAUUCUUCUCAAACAAAUCUCUUGUGUCUCCCUUUGUGGAUUAAUUAUGGUGCAGUUUUCGGCUGAGGGAGGUUGGUUUCUUGACAAAAAGGAGACUCCUAAAACUUGACAACAAAGCCACGCUGAUGUAUUGGUGUAUUUGACCAUUUCUUUUAGCUCAUCAAUACAAGGAUUCAAACUUCUCCUUUUGGUCAAGAGUAGAAUGUCUAAGAGAUUUUUUUUUUCAUCCAUUAGUUUCUGAAUUUUCCAUCUCAAAUUCUGAUGAGAAUAAAGCUUUUUAAAUGCGGAA
This is a messenger RNA of Cucurbita pepo subsp. pepo (vegetable marrow), 2274 nucleotides long. Its product is annotated as glyoxylate/hydroxypyruvate reductase HPR3. Lineage: Eukaryota; Viridiplantae; Streptophyta; Magnoliopsida; Cucurbitales; Cucurbitaceae. The record is from RefSeq and is a predicted model, not a curated record. Gene Ontology annotation, molecular function: NAD binding; glyoxylate reductase (NADPH) activity; hydroxypyruvate reductase [NAD(P)H] activity. Gene Ontology annotation, cellular component: cytosol.